Molecule: messenger RNA, 4305 nt
Organism: Pomacea canaliculata
Lineage: Eukaryota; Metazoa; Mollusca; Gastropoda; Architaenioglossa; Ampullariidae
Product: glutamyl aminopeptidase-like
Biological process (GO): peptide catabolic process; proteolysis
Cellular component (GO): cytoplasm
Molecular function (GO): peptide binding; metalloaminopeptidase activity; zinc ion binding
Source: RefSeq, a predicted model, not a curated record
CUCUUGUAUUAAAUUAAUAAAAUCUAGAAACACAUGAGGAAUGACAUCUACAUCAUCAGUAAUACAGAUAAAACGAGCGAUACCCCCUCCCAACUCCUAAAAAAAAAAAAAAAAUUCAGUUGAGAAAAUAGGACGAACACAGCACCAGGAUCUGACGACGAGUUUUCAAAGCCAACACCGCGGACUUGACAGCCUCCUUGACCCCGGGUACAAAGCAACCAAUGGAAGGGGACACGACCGACACUCGGAGCAUAACAACAUACCCUUCCCGCAGCCCCCUCCUUUACCUGAUACCCCUACCUGUGCCUACUCGCUUUACAGCAAAAGUAAACUCGACGAUAAAAACAACCCCCUCACCAAAACACCCUUUCCCUUCUCUUUCUUUAGUUCACGCAGGCAAUGGGAGUAUCUGUUGUUUCCCGUUAUGACGCAGAGAGAACAACGAGAUGGGGGUGGAGAGGAUGGGGAAUGUUUAGUUGGGGGGAAAGGAGAGAUUGAUGGAAAGCUCAACGCUCCAAUAAGAUGUGCCGCACGUCACGUGCACGAAGUGCUGAGAAAUGUUUACGUGCAUUUACUCGCCAAGUUAACUGGGCCAUGUGGUGUUACAUGUUGCCUUCCUUCCUUCAGUGUUGAUGGAAAAACUUCACUGCUCCCGGGCUCAGGAAUGAUAAAAAAGAAAAUAGCUUUACCGAAAACAUUUGUACCUCCGAGGAGUUCUUCAUGAGUGGUAACUAGACUUUAUCCAGCCACAGAACUUACUGAUCUGAUAAUUUAAUUUUAUUAAACGACGCAAAAUGUCUGUUACUUAGAUUAUCAUAAGUUCUCGUUUUCUUCCAAUUACCUCCGAGAUCCACAGAAGAUUAAUUGACAGAUAGUCUGAGAUGGCCAGCGUGCAAGUGAACAAGCGCGUGUUAUGGCUGGUAGGAUUUCUCUUCGUGGCAAUUCCCGUUGUUGUUGGAGUCCUGGUGUGGCAUUUCACUAAGACAGACCAGCAGUCCUCGUUUGAGAACACCCUCGGCGGAAACGUCACGACACCCACAGAUGCGUCCAGCACAUCUUCACCCGCUUCCACAACCCCGACACCGGAAGAGGUGGCCAGCAAACCGUGGCUGGGACUGCGCCUGCCCACCUCGCAGACCCCUUUACAUUACGACAUCGUUCUCUACCCAGAUUUUUACGACAACCACAGCACGUUUUACGGCAACGAAACUGUGGACGUAGAAAUCGCACGUGACACGCGCUACGUCCUGAUCCACGUCUUCGAACAACUGCACGUGGAGACCGUGAGUCUCCGUGAUGCCAACACCAAUGCCACCCUGGACUUGGAGAGAUUCUUCUACUUCCGGGACAACGAGUUCCUGGUCGUUGAAACCAAGGAGACGGUGGCGGCGGGAAGCGUGGUGCAACUGUACCUGCAGUUCCGAGGGCUGCUCAACGAGUCCAUCGUUGGAUUUUACAAAAGCAGUUAUGUCAACUCAUUGACAAACGAAACAAGGCACUUGGCAACUUCCAAAUUUGAGCCUGUGAGCGCCAGGCGAGCCUUCCCGUGCAUGGACGAGCCUGCUCUCAAGGCUCAGUUCAGUGUCAAGUUAAUACACCCCGGAUACAUCGCCUUGUCCAACAUGCCACCCCGGGGAUCUGUGAGUACUGCCCCAUGGUUGGUAGCUACAAGUUUUCAGAAAUCAGUGAAAAUGAGUACCUACCUCGUCUGCUUCAUCGUCUGCGAUUUCCAGUACACCAAGAAUACCACUAACAAUGGCACUGAGGUGAGUGUAUAUGCUACACCAGACAGGGUGAACCAGACUGUCUACGCACUGAGUGUGGCCGUACGCACGUUAGAAGAGUACCAACGACUGUUCAACAUUUCCUACCCGCUACCUAAGCUAGAUCUGAUCGCCAUCCCAGACUUUGUGUCCGGCGCCAUGGAGCACUGGGGGCUGAUCACAUUCCGGGAGGUCAACCUGCUCUACGAUCCGGCAAAGACUUCAGAGGCCGGCAAACAGCGAGUAGCGGUUGUAGUGGCUCAUGAAGUGUCACACCAGUGGUUUGGUAACUUGGUGACCAUGGCAUGGUGGAAUGACCUCUGGCUCAACGAAGGCUUUGCCACUUUUAUGGAGUACCUUGGUGCUGAAUCUGUUGAAAAGGACUGGGAAAUGAUGCAGCAGUUCAUCACGGAGGAAUCCCAGCCUGUGAUGGUCACUGACGCUGGCGUCUCCUCACAUCCCAUAAUAGUCAACGUCAACAAACCCGAUGAAAUUAACGAAGUGUUUGAUGCCAUUUCAUAUAGCAAGGGAGCUGCAGUGAUCAGGAUGCUGGAAGCCAUCAUCGGGAAGGACAAGUUUUUCGAAGGCGUAUCACAUUAUCUCAAGAAACAUGAGUGGGGCAAUGCGGUAACUGACGACCUAUGGCAAGCCCUGAGUGAGGUUGACGGAGCCCACAACGUGAAGCGCAUCAUGGACACGUGGACUUUGCAGAUGGGCUUCCCGUAUGUCAGCCUCUCGUUCUCCACCAGCGCCAACAACAACACCAUCAUCACUGCCACCCAGACUCGGUUCCUGGCUGACCCAGGACACCAGACAACCGACGGCGAGUCGCCUUUCAAAUAUAUGUGGUAUAUUGUCCUUGACUGUCUCGCAUCUUCUGGUGGUACAAACGGCAGCAUCAUGGAGUUAGGGAACGCUACUUUUCUAAUGGACGGAGAUAUAUCGGAUAACAACAGCAGCUGGCUGAAAUGUAACCUGAAUCAGACGGGAUUUUACCGAGUGAAUUAUCCCUCAUUCAUGUGGAAGAACUUGGCUGUGAUGCUCAGAGACACGCCCGGAAAGCUGAGUGCAGCGGACCGUUCAGGUCUUCUCGAUGACGCCAUGAGCCUCGCACGAGCGGGUCUCCUUGACUACGACGUCGCCUUGGAAAUGACCUCUUACCUUUCCAAAGAGGACAGUUACAUACCUUGGCGCAGCACGUUCACCUCCUUGACCUACAUCUCCUCUAUGUUGAGCCUCGACACAAAUUUCGCUCUUUGGAGGAAAUUUGUUUUGGGCAUCGUGACUCCCUCACUACGCCGUCUCGGGUGGGCAGAUGUCGGCAGUCAUAACCAACGGUCGCUUCGUGGAGUGCUGAUAGACCUGGCGUGUAGACAUGAAGACCAGGCCUGCUUUGCUAACACUACUGCUCAGUUCCGGAACUGGCUGGACCACGGAAUCGAACCUGCUGUAAACCUAAAGAGCCUUGUGUACAAGUACGGUAUAUGGGCUGGGAGCAGCGCCGAUGACUGGGAAUCCUUGUGGGAACGCUACAAAGUUGAAGUAGUUCCACAAGAAAGGAGAAGUCUUCUCGGUGCUUUGGCCAUGACCAGAACUCCAUGGCUCCUUGAGAGGCUUCUGGAUUAUGCUCAGGAAGGCGUCUUUAUUCGGAGACAAGACUUCAUCGUCGUUGUACAGCUUGUAGCCGCCAACCCCGCAGCUCGAGGUCUUCUGUGGAACUGGGUCAGGCGGAACUGGUCCCAAUUUGUUGACAGAUUUACCUUGUUCGAUCGCUACUUUGGCCAAGUGGUACCAUACACUACUUCUAAUUUUAACACUGAUUUCGACAAGGGGCAGGUAGAAGAGUUCUUCCGGAAGUAUCCGGAGGCCGGCGCAGGCGCAAGAGGACGUAAACAAGCCUUGGACCGCAUACAACAAAACAUAUACUGGAUGACCAACUUCAAACCGGUCGUCACUAAGUGGUUACGACACAAGGGUUAGGAGACAGGAGACAUAGGAGACAUAGGAGCCAACUAAGCAGGAGAGGAUGUGCACAAGGCAGCGAGCAGUGUAGCUGAAGCAUUUUGUAACCAGGCUGAAACUAUUUUACACGAACUCCUGCAACCUAUGAGUGCUGUGAGAUAAGAGACAAUAUGUCUGAAAAUAAUUAUUAUUAUUAUUAUUAUUAUUAUUAUUAUUUCAGGCAACUCAAAAAGCAGAGAACAAUUGGGUUUUUUUUCUUUCACCUUGUGUAAAAAACGUGAAUCUGUUUCUUUAAAAACAAUUAAACUUUAUAAAAGAAAAAUCAGUCUCAGAAACUAACGCAAUACUCUGUGAACAUUAAAAGGAAAAUGAACUUUAAUAAAAUAACAAUACAAAAUCAAAAGUAAGAGCGAUUCCAGUCUAAAAAUCUUUAAACGUUUCCAUGGAAGAUUGUAUAUAUUUUGAUGGCACUUUCACGCAUUUCCUUCUACUGAUAUUUCGUUUUGAAGAAUAAUGAAAGGAGAAAAUGUCAGCGUAAUAUGUAAAUAGGGAACUGAUUAAAAUAUAAACUAUUUUCCUA